AACUAAACACGGAACUGCGAGCAAAUUUGUCCAAUAAAGUAUCUACGGAGUUUUGAGGGUUGCCUCGUACAUGGCAAUGUGUGAGUACGCUGAGAUUCCUAAACGAAGUUACAUGAUAAUUUUAUAAAUUCUUCAAGAGAUAAUGAAUCAAAAUAUCUAAUUAAGUGAGCGUCUGACAUUUAUUGUGUUAUGCUAAUGAUUUACUUUGCUCUGUUAGCUUUUAUUCUUCUGAUCCUGUCCGUGGCCGGUGGAAUAUUCUCUGCCAGUAUCGCAAUAGUUGUUUGUACAAUAACGUUUCGCUAUAGAAGCAGAAAACUCGCCAAGAUGAAGAACAACAGUCAGCCAGGAGAAAUCCAGGAGUUGGAGCCCAUCUUGCCAUCAGCACUCGGCAGUGUAGAAUUAGGUGACGAGGAGAAAAACAAAGAAAAUCUCUCUCCGUGUCCAUCUUGCCGAAAAGUAUCAACGUUUUACAGUCCAUGCGAGUGUGACAUGAUUUCUGCUCAAAAAUUAGAGAAUAAACCGUGUCAGUUGCAGUUUUCUCUUUAUUACAAUUUUCAUAAAUCUCGCUUAUUCAUUAAUAUCAUGUGCGCUUUAAAUGUUCCGAUACGAUGGUAUGGAAAACACCCACCAACACAAGUGCGAUUUCAACUUCUGCCAGACGACUUCAACAUUUAUCGAACAGAAAUCAAAAGCAGCACUGCAGAACCAAUAUUUAACGAAACAUUCGAGUUUAUUGGUUACUCAGAGAACGAUCUCAUGGAAUUAACCCUUCGCCUUGGUCUGUAUGGAUAUGAUAAGUUUAGCAGAGGGAAAAUGAUCGGCUACACGGAUGUGCGAUUUAAUUUGGAGAAAUUUCACCCUAGUGAGCCAACGAUAAUAUGGAGGAACUUGUUACCCAAAUCUCAGGUAAGACAAGCUUACACCGGGUUAUGACCCUGUUUCAGUUAUCCUUUUAGUAUAACGUGCUAAUGAAAGACGAUGAAUUGUAGAGGACUAUAAUUAGACGCAACUCCUGCCAUAACAUUAUAUUAACUAAUUAAGAAGACAUUGCCCUCUAAGUGUUUAAAAACGUUUUCUUCUUUCACUUCCUUAUUAAGUUCAAUGUUGUGUGUUUGGUGUUCAGAGAUGUUUUGAAGAACUUAGAGAAUUUCAAAUAUACCCCGCACAGAAGUUCAGAUUCUUAGUUUCAUCUCGACGGGAAGCAUGUUUCAGCUCUCACCGCGGAAAAACGCGAAACAGACUACCCGGUGAAACUUCAAAGCAUAUUCCGACAUAAUGUCUAAUAUUGGCCAUCUAAUCCAUCUAACUUCCGAUGAAAGAAAUUGGGUUGAGUUGCGUUGGCAGAGAAUUAAGGCUAAAUCAUCUUAAAUAUUGUAGCCAUUUAUCUGAUGAAGGUGUAAUCACGUAACUAUGUGGACUGAUUUAAUUGCGGCUUUUGAUUCAAGCUUGGUAGCAUUAGAUCAUUGACACCUCUCAGUGAUCUUCUCGGCCUCAGUAUUCAGUAUUGUUGGUGUCCAUGAUCAGUAACAAACUACAAUGUCGGUCCUUAACGGUAAUUCAAAACCUCUUCAUUAGACGAAGCACACUUCUUGUUGACCCUUGUAGAAUUCGGAAUGUUUGAGCUAUUUGGAAAGAAGUUUCUUAUUCCACUUUGGUGCACUUACUUCUUUACCUAAAAAUAUGUUUAUUGGUAUAAAGAGGCAAGGCUGCAUCUAAAAGGUAAAGUUCUGGCGCCUGAAAACAAAAUUAAGCUAAGAGUAAUGAUCAAAGUAACAAUAUCCGACAAACAGGUUAGGAAUUUUUGACAUCGUUUGUCAGUUUCAGUUUCGUGAGUGUAACCGAAGGUCCAUCGAGACAGUAAAACCUUAAACUUACUAGAACCACUGCAAUGUGAGUGAGCUGUAAGCAUUGUCAGCAUCCGCCAAUACAACAUAACCUUGGUCACACGUAUACUGGCUGAUGAUAUUCCGAACUAGAGUUUGAGGUACACGUAGCAAAUUCAAAAGGCUAAAAAGUGCAAAUCCGAUUUGCAGUGUGAUUUUAUUUUCAGCCUGUCUUAAAAAAUUUUUAAAAUUCUUCUGUAGGGCUACUGGUGUUCACUUUGAAUAACGAAAAUAGUAAAUUUUCACCAAUCUUAAUACGGCCGAUGCAAAAUUUGAGGUAUGAUAGCUAUUAUACUGUAAUCUAUCGAAGUCUUACUUGAAUACAUCUUGAAAGCGAAUCAAUUCUAAAAAGAUAAAGGAGAAAAAUCUAGCUGAAGGAAAGCGAACUGUAGAAGCAUAAGGUAUCGAGAACAGAAAAAGCGAAGAAGAAGGUAAAAAUGUAUUAAAAGAAAGAGCAUUAAAAGAAUAAUGACAACAACUUUUUUUAGUGAAGUUUAGAACACAAAAAGUCGUGGUAUGUUGAGUAAGAAUCACUAAAGCUCAACGCAUAACUGACCCAAACUGAGAAAACCGGCUCACAAAUUUAAACGCGAUCUCACUCUGAUGAGCCCUAGAUUAGUCCAAAUUAGAGGAGAGUUGGUCAAAGUUAGCCCACUACGCUUCGUAAAACUCACUUUUCUAAGUUUUAGAAGUACCAACUUCUAGAUCAACGAGCGGCUUUUGGAAGAUUAAAAAUGCAUCUACAAUUUGGACCUAAAAUGAAGGACAUUUACGAAGUAGAAGAAUUAUCUUUUUGCACUUUAAAUUCCACAAAAUUCGGUCCUUUUUAGUAUGAAAGUCAUUAUCAAGAUAGAUUUUCUUAAAGCCCCUACAACCCACCAACAAUCAACGCACGGAAAAUGGCAGAUUUAUCUUCCGUCGAACAGAAUCCGUUUAAUUUCGAAAAUUGUUCAACGGGAACAACUAUCCUUUUCAGUUUGAAAACUGUCAUUGGAUAACAAUAUACCUGUCAAACUAAACAAUGCCCAUUGUAAAAUCAGUAGCACUUGUAGAAUUAUUAACAAUCGCCGCGAAUUUUAAACUCUUUCGGUACGUCAGCUGCUAUACCUUGCUCUUACUUACCGUAUGAUAAAUUUCAGUAAUGGGAGCUCUUUCCAUUGCUCUUUGAAACUGUAUGCAAAUUUGUAAGUUUUCAACAGAGAUAAAAGGAUCUCCAGAAAGCGUUUUUCAGUGAUGUUCCUAAAAGUUGUCUCAGACUUCCUACCGGAUAACUCCAUCUAAUGCUUUCUUCAAAGUUAAUUUAUCUUCUAUCCGAAAAGAAAGUUUUAAAGCGAUUUGACCUUCCGAUAAGCAAUAACCUGUUAACGUCGCCACUGCGGGCAUCUAAAGUUUUUUUAGGGCAAUUUUCAAGCUAAAUGCUUUUUGUAUUAUACAUAAUUUUGAAUUUUUAUUAAAUUUCGUAUAUUAAUUUUAUCAAUUGUAUCAUGUAAAUAAUCUUGAAUUGUGAAUAAAGUUAUUAUUAUUAUUAUUAUAACCUGUUUCUACCUCGGAAAAUAUUUCAACAAAGUUUGCGUUGUCUCGAUAACAUGCCGAAGUUUCACAAGGACUUUUCGAGUUUUCGUGUGGCCAAGCUGUAGGUUGUGGCAAAAGGCAUAGCUAUAGCCUACAAAGAUGCAAGGUUUUCAUGUUAUUUGACGGUUUGCCUCGAUGAGAGGUUUAAUUCGGACAGAAAUUUGUUACUGAGUAUCCUUAGUUGUUUCUGCGACACGCGAUAUGUCGCUAUAAAUGAGUGAUAAUGCUUAACCUAAAAGAAAACUUGAGGGGUCAGCGAAAUUUAAGCAGGUGAUAGGUUGGCUGAAAGUAGCGCGCAAACGGCCAUUGGAGGUUUUAAGUUGUAAAACUUGCGGGUAAUAUUACAGAUCUAUAACUUUUCUGCUACGGCAAGUAAAUGCUACGAGAACAAUAGGCACUCUGGAGCAAGUCAGUUUCCCAGAAAACGAAGGCAUUUAAAAAUUUAAAUGGAGGCGCUUCAAGUUAGAAAAUUUAUUCAAGUUUUCACAUGUUUACAUUUUGCGAAAUCUCGUUUGAUUGCAGUCAAGAGGACGCUCUCUAAGUUUUGGCAGAGGUGAAAUACAUAUCUCGUUCCGCUACGAGGCAAAACGACAAAGACUCAACCUUAUCAUCUUGAAAGCCACAAAUCUAGUGAGAACCAGCAAGUUCUUGAAUGCCGGUGAGUGUACUGUUUCUUGGAUGAAUUAGAAUGUUUAAAGACUCUGAUUAAAAGAAAUGGUUGAGAAGAACAAGAAAGAAAAAAUGAAUCCGUUGCUACCUGCAACAGAUACAUCCCACCAUCUACUAAUGGGCUAGCCCGGCUUUUUAAUUUUUAGCGAGUUCAUAACCUUAGGUCACAAGACUAAAAUAUAAAGUGACAUUUUUAAGUUAGAGUCUGAAGAAUAUUUAUUAAAAAACUCCUCAAAAAUCGGCAACUAUUCGAAUUUUGCUCCUCCUUUUUUUUCUUUUAGCACCGUACGUGUGUGUAAUGCUGGAGGCAAAUGGCACGGUAUUGGAAACCAGACAAACUAAGAAAACACACGGUGUAAAUGCGGUGUGGAAUCAAGGUUUCCUAUUUGAUGUCGACGGCGAAACUAUAAAUGAAUACUCCCUCACUAUCCGAGUUUUGAACCAUGAUCUACUGACUACGGACGAGAUCAUCGGUGAAAUGACAAUUGGACCUCUGUGUGAGGGAACUGGUAAAGAGCACUGGGACGAAGUCAUGAGGAAACGGCACUCGGGAAGAGAGGUGGCAAUGACACACAUUCUUUCGUGAGUUAACGCAUCUUAAGCAGCUAAAAUUCUCCAAUCUCCAAACAGACGUCAACAUAGUAACUCCGCAUGUUAGUGAGGUUUGUAGGGUUUUCAAAUAUAAGUGUUUCGGCGAUACAUUAAGGUUAAUCUAUGCAACUGCUUGAAUUUGGCAUCAGACUCUUCAGGCGUUUACUGAGGACCACCGUAGUAAUAGCAAGAUUGAGGACAAAACAAAAGUAUAUAGCAGCAAAUUCAAUUAGAAAUAGUUUAAUAUAUUAUUUACCAAAUAUUAUAACUUUUUUUAAAACAAGGAUUGUAUUUACAGUUUUGCAUGAAAAACAAUUAUUAAAUAAACAAUCCAUGAGAGAGUGUAACAGACGUCAUCCUAUCCAAUAUGGCAAGCGUAACUGGGCUGGGAUUUACACACCUUGUUUCCCUAAAGUCCAGCUCGGCAAAACGACAUGGAUAAUUAACGUGAAAAGUGAUAUGACGUUUGGCGCAAUUUCAUCUUGAAAGAGGCUGAAAGAAAAGACAUACUUUGUGAGAAGAGAAGCUGAUUUUAGCCUGUUCGUUUUCCA
This is a messenger RNA of Pocillopora meandrina, 5266 nucleotides long. Lineage: Eukaryota; Metazoa; Cnidaria; Anthozoa; Scleractinia; Pocilloporidae. The record is from the annotation of a GenBank genome assembly.